AGGAAAUGUAGUUCAUUUGCUCUUCAACUGCGGAAAGAUCUAGGGCUGUGGACUACCACUCCCGUGAGGUAGUGCGCAGUCCCGCCCCUUUCGCGGCGUCUUCGAACGCGCCGCGGCAGCCAUGUUGGUCGUGGCCAGCAGAGGGGCCGGCACAAGGGGGUUACUGAAGCAGCUGUCACAAUGUUGGGAUCCCUGGUGUUGAGAACAGCGCCGGCGCCGCGGCACCUCCUCCGGCUGCUCAGGGCUCCAUCGAUCCAGAGCUUUGGAAUUGCCUCCUGCCGGAGCGUCAUCACUGGGGACCGCGGGGAGCUGCAAUGGCUGAGAGCGGCCGCCGGGGGGCGCCCUGGAACAUCUUUGGCCUUGCUUCCCGGACGAAGGGCAGCCACCGGGGGGCGCCAGGGAGGACGCAUCGAGACCCAGUGCUUGGCUGCCGCCACGUGGGGGCGCCUUCCUAGCCUCGAAGAAAUAAUCCCAGGACAUGACAACUGGAAUGGGUUCCCCAGCAGGGCUGGACUAGGCAUGUGGGCCCUGGCCACGGCGCUGGUCGUUAAUUGCUACAGCAAGAAUCCGUCCAACAAGGAUGCAGCCCUGAUGGAAGCUGCCCGCACCAACAAUGUACAGGAACUGAACAGGCUAUUGUCAGAAGGUGCAGAUAUCAAUGCAAGACACAAACUUGGUUGGACAGCACUCAUGGUGGCAGCCAUCAACCGAAAUGACAGUGUGGUACAGAUUCUCCUUGCUGCUGGGGCUGACCCGAACCUUGGGGAUGAUUUCAGCAGUGUCUACAAGACUGCCAAGGAGCAGGGAAUCCAUUCUUUGGAAGAUGGGGGACAGGACGGUGCAAGCUGGCUCAUCACAAACCAGUGGACAAGUGCCCUGCAGUUCAGGAGGUGGCUAGGAGUCCCCACUGGCGUCCUGGUCACCCGAGAGGAUGAUUUCAAUAACCGACUAAACAACCGUGCCAGCUUCAAAGGCUGCACAGCCCUGCACUACGCCGUCCUUGCUGAUGACUACCGCACUGUCAAGGAGCUGCUUGAUGGAGGAGCCAACCCCCUGCAGAGGAAUGAAAUGGGACACACACCGUUGGAUUAUGCCCGAGAAGGGGAAGUAAUGAAACUUCUGAGGACUUCAGAGGCCAAGUACCAGGAGAAGCAACGGAAGCGUGAGGCUGAGGAACGGCGCCGCUUCCCCCUGGAGCAGCGACUGAGGGAGCACAUCAUUGGCCAGGAGAAUGCCAUCACCACCGUGGGUGCCGCGAUCCGGAGGAAGGAGAAUGGCUGGUAUGAUGAAGAACACCCUCUGGUCUUCCUCUUCUUGGGAUCAUCUGGAAUAGGAAAAACAGAGCUGGCCAAGCAGACAGCCAAAUACAUGCACAAAGAUGCCAAAAAGGGCUUCAUCAGGCUGGACAUGUCUGAGUUCCAGGAGCGACACGAGGUGGCCAAGUUUAUCGGGUCCCCACCAGGCUAUAUCGGCCAUGAGGAGGGUGGGCAGCUGACCAAGAAGUUAAAGCAGUGCCCCAAUGCCGUGGUGCUCUUCGAUGAGGUGGACAAGGCCCAUCCAGAUGUGCUCACCAUCAUGCUGCAGUUGUUUGAUGAGGGCCGGCUAACAGAUGGGAAAGGGAAGACCAUCGACUGCAAAGAUGCCAUCUUCAUCAUGACCUCCAACGUGGCCAGCGACGAGAUUGCACAGCAUGCCCUGCAGCUGAGGCAGGAAGCUUUGGAGCUGAGCCGUAACCGUAUCGCUGAAAACCUUGGUGACGUCCAGAUUAGUGACAAGAUUACCAUCUCUAAGAACUUUAAGGAGAAUGUAAUCCGCCCCAUCCUGAAAGCUCACUUCCGGAGGGAUGAGUUUCUGGGACGGAUCAAUGAGAUCGUCUACUUCCUUCCCUUCUGCCACUCGGAGCUCAUCCAGCUAGUCAACAAGGAGCUGAACUUCUGGGCCAAGCGAGCCAAGCAAAGGCACAACAUCACCCUGCUGUGGGACCGUGAGGUGGCAGAUGUGUUGGUGGACGGCUACAAUGUGCACUAUGGUGCCCGCUCCAUCAAGCAUGAGGUCGAGCGUCGAGUGGUGAACCAGCUGGCGGCGGCCUAUGAGCAGGACCUGCUACCAGGAGGCUGUACUCUGCGCAUCACUGUGGAGGACUCAGACAAGCAGCUCCUCAAAAGCCCUGAACUCCCCCAGGCUGAGAAGCGUGCACCCAAGCUGCGGCUGGAGAUCAUCGAUAAGGACAGCAAGACCCACAAACUGGACAUCCGGGCACCACUCCACCCCGAGAAGGUGUGCUACACCAUCUAGCACCCACCUGCCUGUGCGUGCCCUGAGCAUCCAAUAAAGACCCCUCACUGUGGCAUGGCAA
Molecule: messenger RNA, 2356 nt
Organism: Chinchilla lanigera (long-tailed chinchilla)
Lineage: Eukaryota; Metazoa; Chordata; Mammalia; Rodentia; Chinchillidae
Gene: Clpb
Product: ClpB homolog, mitochondrial AAA ATPase chaperonin
Exons: 17
Coding region: 181-2295 (704 amino acids)
Biological process (GO): cellular response to heat
Cellular component (GO): cytoplasm; mitochondrion
Molecular function (GO): protein binding; ATP hydrolysis activity; ATP binding
Source: RefSeq, a predicted model, not a curated record